Messenger RNA from Elgaria multicarinata webbii, 5159 nucleotides. It is a transcript of the gene GLYR1, whose product is annotated as glyoxylate reductase 1 homolog. Gene Ontology annotation, molecular function: NADP binding; NAD binding; oxidoreductase activity. NCBI's taxonomy places the organism in Eukaryota, Metazoa, Chordata, Lepidosauria, Squamata, Anguidae. Bases 159 to 1838 code for a protein of 559 amino acids. The transcript has 17 exons. The record is from RefSeq and is a predicted model, not a curated record.
GCCCGGGAGUCUGUGCGGCUGAGGAGGAAGAGCCGCCGUCGACGUCCAUAGUGGUGGUGAAGGAGGAGGAGGAGGAGGAGGAGUGUGAGGAGGGGUGUGGCGGAGGCGGCAGCAGCAGCAGCAGCAGCAGCAGCGACGGUGCCGGCUGGGUUGGGAAGAUGGCGGCGGCGGCGGCUGUUCCUGUGAACCUGCGGCUCGGAGACUUGGUGUGGGGGAAGCUGGGCCGAUAUCCUCCUUGGCCAGGAAAGAUUGUUAACCCACCUAAGGACCUGAAGAAGCCACGGGGGAAGAAGUGCUUCUUUGUCAAGUUUUUUGGGACUGAAGACCAUGCUUGGAUUAAAGUGGAACAGCUGAAGCCUUAUCAUGCCCACAAAGAAGAAAUGAUUAAAAUUAACAAAGGCAAGAGGUUCCAGCAAGCUGUGGAUGCUGUAGAAGAAUUCCUAAAGAAGGCCAAAGGCAAGGACCAGGCGUCUUCUCAUAACUCCACUGAAGAGAAGAACCGGCGGAAUUCCAGCGAAGAGAGGGGCAAGCAGUCAGUGGGAGAGGAGAAACACAAAGCCGGGUUGUCUGAAGGGAAGCCGAAAAAGAGAGUAUCCUCAGUUUCCUCCGAGCGAGGAUCAAAAUCCCCGCUGAAGAGAACGUAUGAGCAAAGCCCCCGGAAGCGAGGGCGCCCCCCCAAAGACGAGAAGGACCUGACAAUCCCUGAAUCAAGCACAGUGAAGAGGAUGAUGACUGGUACCGUGGCUGGCUUUAAAUGGCCACCGAGUGUAAACGAGCCUGUGAAAGAUGGCGACCCGCAUUUCCAUCACUUCCUGCUUAGCCAGACAGAGAAGCCCGCUGUUUGCUAUCAGGCCAUCACAAAGAAGCUGAAGGUGUGUGAAGAGGAAACCGGCUCCACGUCCAUCCAGGCGGCAGACAGCACGGCUAUCAACGGCAGUAUCACUCCUACAGACAAGAAGAUAGGGUUCCUUGGCCUCGGCCUGAUGGGGAGUGGCAUCGUCUCCAACUUACUAAAAAUGGGUCACACUGUCACGGUCUGGAACCGGACUGCGGAGAAGAACCCUGAGAUCCACCAACUGGAGUGUGAUUUGUUCAUCCAGGAGGGGGCACGGCUGGGAAGAACCCCCGCUGAAGUGGUCUCGACCUGUGACAUCACCUUUGCCUGCGUAUCUGAUCCAAAGGCAGCCAAGGAUCUGGUGCUCGGUCCUAGCGGAGUGCUCCAAGGUAUACGUCCGGGGAAGUGCUACGUGGACAUGUCCACUGUGGAUGCAGACACUGUUACAGAACUGGCCCAGGUUAUUGUAUCCAGGGGUGGUCGUUUCCUGGAAGCACCAGUUUCAGGGAACCAACAGCUAUCUAAUGAUGGGAUGCUGGUGAUAUUAGCUGCUGGAGACAGGGGCUUAUAUGAAGACUGCAGUAGCUGUUUCCAAGCAAUGGGGAAGACCUCUUUUUUUCUAGGGGAAGUGGGCAAUGCUGCCAAGAUGAUGCUGAUCGUGAACAUGGUCCAAGGAAGCUUCAUGGCCACAAUAGCAGAAGGAUUGACUCUGGCUCAAGUGACUGGUCAGUCCCAGCAGACCCUUCUGGAUAUCCUCAACCAGGGACAGCUCGCCAGCAUCUUCCUGGACCAGAAGUGCCAAAACAUCCUGCAAGGAAACUUUAAACCGGAUUUCUACCUGAAAUACAUCCAGAAGGAUCUCAGAUUAGCCAUUGCACUAGGCGAUUCUGUCAACCACCCAACUCCCAUGGCAGCUGCAGCCAAUGAGGUCUACAAACGGGCAAAAGCAUUGGACCAAUCUGACAAUGACAUGUCUGCUGUGUACAGGGCCUACAUCCACUAGGCCACCCUAUUCUUAUUGUUAAUACCAUGAUUAUUAAUUAUGAUGCUGAUGAAUACUGGGUUUUAACUCUGGACCAGUCCAUCUCUUUUGUGUCUGUCUCUCUUUCUCUUCCAUCACCCCCUCCCCAUUUUGUUUUUUUUAAUACAAAAACUCUUUGAGAUCUGCCACUACGGCAGUUGCUACAGCCACGACGGCAGUUGCUACAGCCACAAGGGUAGCCGCUACAGCAAGCUCUCCUGUGCCAGCAGCAGCAGCAGCAGCAGCAGCAAGAGUAGGAGGAGAAGGGGUUGGAUCAUUGCCAUCUUGACAACAAAUCUACACCACAUGCCGAGAGUCACGGAAUGGAAGUGGUGGAAGGUGACUCUUGCCAGAAAAUCUGCUGCUUGGCUCAUUUGUAUGACUGUCCCUUGUUUGUUUCUGUUUCUAACUGCUGUUUUCACUUUGCUGUGGGUAAUAAUAUACAUUGGCCUCUCUUGUGCGUUAGGGACAGUUGAAAGACGAAUGCCCCACCUCUGUGUAAAUCUGUAUGGCUCUAGGCCUGGAUUGGGAUGGGCACCUGCCUGCUGUGCUUGUUCUUUUCCUCUGAGGAAAUGGUCAGAUCAAGAAGGUGAUGGAGCUUAAAUGAGCACGGUAGGUGAGAGCGUUCCCCACUUCAACGUCUCAGUAGAAUUGUUUCUUAGAAGAAAAACAGUCUUCAUCCAUGCUUUCUCUAUGGGGAAGGAGGUUUGUUUUUAGGAAACAGACUGGUGUAUGCGUGUGGUAUGCAGAAAGCAUGUAGAGACUCUUGAUUCCCAAAAGGCUAAUCCAUUCUGAAUAUCGCUGUAAACCCCUAUAUUUUUAAAUGAGUGAAGGUAGAAAUUUUGGUGUCUUCCUUUGGUUUUAAAUUGGAGCACACGUGCAUCUAUGGCUGUUUGCAAGGGUUUAUUUGGAUUCUUUUAGUGUUGCCAAAUAGCCACAGGGCAAGAAAGUAUGAUCAGAGAGAUUGGCUUCAGGAAACCUCAAACUCUAAACCAAAAAGCUUGAGUUUGAAGUUUUCCCUCCUGUAAAAUUGGAGGAGAUAAUGCCUGUUUCACAGCAAAGACAUUAGCAGUGAUUGAUAAGGGCAGUGCCAGCAAGCUAUGAACUGACAUGGCAUAAUCUCGUGGUGAAGUUGUGAAUUAUCCCAGGAGCAGACGGACCAAGUAGCUGUGUUUGGGGAAUACCUAGUGAAAUAAGAGACCGGCUUCUGCUGAUGAGGCCUGUUACCGUGCUGAUCCCAUAGAAAGUCAAGCUGGAUCCCAAAGAAUUCAAAAAAUCCCCUUAAAACAACCAGCUGCCCUUAAAUAAGGGCAAGUCUUUUAGCUCAGCUGGUCUUGACAACAUGCUUCUCCAACAAAACAGCUGGUAUCGCAUGAACCAUGUCAAAUUCCCUCUGGCGGCCCUUGAACUUUCAAAAUGGAAUGCAAGGCUGCGAGAAGGGGUUGUUUUACAAAACAGUGGAGUCAAUGUGUGCCUACCAAAUUACAAAGCUUUUCCAAACGCAGAGGUUUUCUUCUUUUGAGCUCUGCUAGUGUUUGAAGAGAGCCCUACGCUCGCGCUUAGAAUGCCCCAGCUUGGACACUUCGCCUCUUUGCAGGCUGAAUAUUUCACAUUUGCAUAGGCAGCCUACAUCUAUAGAGUCCAACAAUGCAUAGAACAAUUCUGCACAAUCAGAACAUCUCAGUUUUGUGGUGAUCAUAUCAUGUGGGUUAGGGCUACCUGUAUAGGACUGUGUGGCUGUGUAGGUCCCAAUGCAAACCUGAAAUCCAAGCUGUGAAAAUCAGCUGGCCGUAAGAGCAUCUCCAAGUGCAAGCAGUCCUUUUAACCUUUGUAAACCACCCAGAGUGCUUCAUCUAUGGGGCGGUAUAUAAAUGUAAUAAAUAAAUAAGGUAGGCUUUUGUAUUCGAAACUCCCGAGAGUGAAAUUUUAGUGAGCACCAACUCACUUUAUUAGCGUUCUAGUCUUGCAGAAACACAUGCUCCAGAUACCGCUUUUUACUUGUGUGAUGUAGACAACCCACCUGGAAAAAGAAGCAAAUCAGUAGGUUCAUCUAGAGUCUUCAACUCCUAGUUGUGUUUUCCAGCGCAAACAGCCAUCAGAUUAUUGCUUUUUCCUACACUGGAAACUAAGAAAUACACAGUUGUGAAUGUAUUGAUCUGUACUCCAGAUGGAUCUUGUAAGGACAGCUAGGAUCUCUCAGUUAGAAGGCCUGUCUGGGGGAGAUGUUCUCAUUAGAGAUGCUUCUUGAUCCUCAUGCUGGUUGAUUUCAAAUGACAGCAAGACCACUGUUUUCCUGACGAGCCUUUGCCGCUUGUGAGGGAAAGGGGGAGGACUUCUUAAUCUCGUGAGAAAUGUCUGUAGAAAACCUAAAACAUGUCGACAGAAAUACCCAGUCCCAGAACACUUUUAUUUUGCCUUCAAGUGAAAAAUCCAAACUGAGCUGGGAGUGGAAGAGAACUGCAGUGUCUUCCAUUAAAGGCCUGCCUUGUGGUUUCUUUGGCAAGGAGAAUAAAGACCUGCUAAAGGUGUGGGCCUUCCUGUGGGACUGCACAGUUAUUGAUAAACCAAGGAAGACUGAGAGCACUCUGAGAUGAAAGCAAAGGGGUGCGGCAGGCACUCGUUCGUCUCCAAUGGCAUUUCAAAAGAAAGCCUUGUUUACCUUGUUGGCAGCAAAACAAUAAAGCAUGUGGUGCCUUAAAAGAUGUAUCGUGGCAUCAGCUUUUACAGGUCAGGAGUGUGCUCUGGCCCACAAAUUUUAUACCACAAUAUAUUUUUUAGGUUUUAAGGUGCCACAAGGCUAGUUGUAGCGAUUUUGUCUCUCUGCUCCAAGAGCCAAUUUUGUUCAAAAAUCCUUUUGCAGGGUCUCUUCAAAUUCCAUUUGGUGCAGGAGGGGAAGGGUGGAUUCCAAGAGAAUAUGAUGGAACUGGUUUAGUCAUUGUUGUCUUAAUAUUGUUGACAAUACUGUAAAGUUCCUUUUUAAUGGGGAUUUCUGUUUUAGCAAUUGCUCCCCCUCUCUCUUUUUUUUUUUGGUUCCUUUUUAAAGAGAAAAAUGUGACACUUGUGGAAAGCUUGUAAGAAAAAGCAGUUUUCUUUUAAUUCCCUUUCCUUCGAUGACCGAUCUAUAGGUAAUAAGGUUGUGAAUUUUUUUUUUAAUUUUUUUUUGCCUUGUUUUUAAUUAACGUUUGUCAUUCAGAAUAGGAUGUGUGGUGAUGAUUAAAUGGCAAAAACAGAAAUGAUUUUUUUUUUCUUGUGCAAUUAACAAAGCUACUGGCAAAAGGAAAUAAAACCUUUCUUGGUAACACA